AUGUAUCAGCAAAAAGAUAGAAGGGGGUCAGAUCCUCUCGUUCUUCAGAAUCGAGCGGCCAACUACGAGAGAAACAAUAAUGCGUCGCUGACAUCUAAAAAGCUUCUCAAGCUGACAAUGCCAAAUCCAUCAGAUUUACGCCAGUCACGGAUUCAUAAAUUGCCGCUAGUGGCGAUAUUACUCGCCGCAUUCAUGAUACUCUUCUUCGUCUCUAGCAUGUCUUUAGUCUGGACUUUCUCGGUUAUUGUUCCAUAUUUGCGUGGCAUACAGUACGAAGAGAAAACGUGUCGUCUUUUCGGCGUUCAAGGAGUUCCCGAAUCUUGCUGGAGUCACGACUUUUUUCAGCAGCUCGAAUUUGAAUCAAGCACAAAGAAGUUGUUUCCUUCCAAGUUGUUUCAGAGAAGUUGCGCUGAAAGCGAAUGCAAUCAGAUGCUGGAAGACAAGAGUUGUGUUCAAUUCUAUGUUCAAGACGAGAAAAAGAACAGCUCCACUUUCAUUCUACACAGAGACGAAGUGGACAUCUCAGGACUCUGCCAGUCGCAGAUGCAUUGCUCGGUUCGACCCAAGCGCGUCCAAGUGCAGUCAUUCUCCGCUAAGCCGAAAGUUCCUGGAAGCUGUCUUCGCCCUGUUGACUGCGAGUCCAUAGUCAAAGGCGCCCGAGAUAUCUUUACUGGAGAAGAAGGGCUCAAACUCGGCAUGAGAACGCAAUGUUGGAUUAACAAUUCGAACCAAACAGCGGCAAAUUACGAGACUCUUCAAGUGACGGGAGCAAUGGCUAGAAAAUCACUUGGAACAUUCUUCGGAGGAAAAGUCUUUCACGCGGUCUUUUGGCCCUUGCUUGGCUUCAUGUCUUCGAUCUUCUGCUGUACCACUUUCUGGUACAAAAACAGAAAUCACGUGCUAAAGUUCACGCAGUCUGGCUAG
Molecule: messenger RNA, 924 nt
Organism: Oikopleura dioica
Lineage: Eukaryota; Metazoa; Chordata; Appendicularia; Copelata; Oikopleuridae
Source: the annotation of a GenBank genome assembly